AUGUUGGACAAUCAGGUCCGCAUCCUAAGCCUAAAUUGCUGGGGGCUCAAGUACAUAUCGACAGAGCGUGAGGCACGCAUUACGGCGAUAUCGGAGCGCCUGCGAGAAUGUAGCCAUUACGAUAUUGUCGCUCUUCAAGAGCUGUGGGUUGACCGUGACUACGAACACAUCAAAGCCGCGGUGGCGCAUUUUCUUCCCCACACCAAGAGGUUCUAUUCCGGAAUUUUGGCCGGCCCUGGCCUUGUUGUUUUUAGCCGUUGGCCAAUUGCGCACUCGUCAGUGUUCCGAUUUCCUCUGAAUGGGCGGCCGUCUGCAUUCUUCCGAGGCGACUGGUACGUGGGCAAGUCCGUGGGGUUUUGCAUUAUUGACCACCCCAGCGGCCUCAAAAUCGACGUCUUUAAUGCCCAUCUUCACGCCCCAUACGGCACGGGUGACGCUGCAUACACAUGUCACCGGACUAGUCAAGCAUGGGAAAUGGCCCGUCUCGCUGCGCGAGCGAGUGAGACCGGCCACGUUGUUUUCGCGGUGGGUGAUCUUAAUUCACGGCCAGGUACUUUAAUGCAUCAACUAUUCGAGAGAACGGGCCGCUUGUCCGAUGCCUGGGUCACCUGCCACGGCGAGUACGAGGGAAAUAUAGCAUCAUUGAGUCCUGAAGACCAGAUCCUGCUCGCCGGAGUCACAUCAGAUAGCCAAUUGAAUACGUGGCGGGUUAAUUAUGCGAAAGAGCGAGCAAAGCGACUGGACUACAUUUUUUACGACGAAACCACCGCUGCACCGUCAGAGUGCAAAGUAGUAUUCACUGAACCCAUCCCCAACAUCGGGUCUGUUAGCGAUCACUUUGGCAUCGAGGGCUCGUUCGUCAUACACACGCCGACUCCACGGCAGUGCGACACCGAUGUGGAAGGCUCGUUGACAAUGUUUGAGCAAAUCCUCAUGAUGAUCACAGAGUACAAACCAGUAGCCAAAUGGCAAGCCAGCUGGCGUAUCUGGCAUUUCUGGCUCUCCAAUGCCACUGUAGUCGGCAUGAUGGUCGCGAUCUGGUGGGCCGCCAAGUCCGGACGGGCCUACGUCGGCUUCAUUUUCACGACCGCUACAGCACUGAUCAUGACAGUGGGUGUUAUACAAGGCUUGAUAGGGUAUCUGUUUGGGUGGGCCGAGACAAGAGCCCUCAAAGAAUUCGAAGAUGAGAUUUGGAUGGCUCGGACUUAUCUUGCCCCGACAAAAGCCUUGUGA
Wickerhamiella sorbophila is the source of this 1233-nucleotide messenger RNA. RefSeq names its product Inositol phosphosphingolipids phospholipase C. NCBI's taxonomy places the organism in Eukaryota, Fungi, Ascomycota, Dipodascomycetes, Dipodascales, Trichomonascaceae. Gene Ontology annotation, molecular function: sphingomyelin phosphodiesterase activity. Gene Ontology annotation, cellular component: cytoplasm. The transcript has a single exon. The record is from RefSeq and is a predicted model, not a curated record. The coding region runs from base 1 to 1233 and encodes 410 amino acids.